Molecule: messenger RNA, 2907 nt
Organism: Phyllotreta striolata
Lineage: Eukaryota; Metazoa; Arthropoda; Insecta; Coleoptera; Chrysomelidae
Source: the annotation of a GenBank genome assembly
AUGGAAGUCUCCGACAAGAAUUUAGAAACUUUGAGCAGAUAUUUGCAAGAAACGCUCAAUCCGGACCCGAACGUGCGUCGACCAGCCGAAAAAUUCCUGGAGGGAGUCGAAGUCAACCAAAACUACCCGUUGUUGCUGCUCAAUCUGGUGCACAAGCCCGAAGUGGACAUGACCAUCAGGGUGGCCGGUUCGGUGGCGUUCAAGAAUUACAUAAAAAGAAACUGGGUGGUGGAGGAAGAUCAGACGGAUCGUAUUCACGAAUCCGAUCGACUAGCUAUCAAGAAUCUCAUUGUAACUUUGAUGUUGAGUUCGCCGGAGUCGAUUCAAAAGCAGCUCAGCGAUGCUAUCAGCAUCAUAGGGAAAACCGAUUUUCCGUUGAAAUGGCCGGAACUCAUCACGGAAAUGGUCGAGAAAUUUUCCACCGGCGAUUUUAACGUGAUUAACGGCGUGUUGAGAACGGCCCAUUCUCUGUUUAAAAAGUACCGAUACGAAUUCAAGUCGAACGAGUUGUGGACGGAGAUUAAAUACGUGCUCGAGAAGUUAGCGAAACCUCUUACGGAUCUUCUAGUUGCGACCAUAAAUCUAUCUCAAACCCACGCAAACGACGUGGCCGCUUUGAAAAUAAUCUACAGUUCACUAGUGCUUAUUUGCAAAGUAUUCUACUCGUUGAACUUCCAAGAUUUGCCGGAAUUCUUCGAAGAUAACAUCCAAGUGUGGAUGACCAAUUUCCACACGCUGCUUUCAGUCGACGUGAAAUCCUUACAAAGCCAAGAAGACAGCGAAGCCGGUGUUUUAGAACAACUAAAAUCCCAAGUGUGCGAUAAUGUGGCUCUGUACGCUCAAAAGUACGACGAGGAGUUCCAACCCUACCUGCCACAAUUCGUAACAGAUGUUUGGAGUCUAUUAGUCGCUACGAAUCUACAACCCAAAUACGAUUUGUUGGUUUCCAACGCCCUGCAAUUCCUCUCGUCGGUGGCCGAACGUUCGCAGUACAGGAACCUCUUCGAGGACGACAACGUACUAAGCAGCAUUUGCGAAAAGGUUAUUAUACCCAACAUGGAAUUCAGAACCUCCGAUGAGGAAUUGUUCGAAGACAAUCCCGAAGAGUACACGAGAAGGGACAUCGAAGGUUCCGAUAUCGACACCCGUCGACGGGCCGCCUGCGAUUUGGUCAACACACUCAGCCAGAACUUCGAGCAGAGGAUCGUGGAGAUAUUCGGACGGUAUUUACAAGUGAUGCUGGCGAAGUACGCGGAAAAUCCGAAGGAGUUUUGGCGCAGCAAAGACGCCGCCUUGUACUUGGUGACCUCUCUAGUGAGCAGGGGUUCGACUCAGAAGCACGGCGUCACUCAAACCAGCCAAUUGGUGGACAUUACGCAGUUCUGUCAGCAGCACGUUUUGCCCGAAUUAGAACGACCCGACGUUAACGAUUUGCCGGUGUUGAAAGCGGACGCUAUAAAAUAUGUAAUGACAUUCAGAUCGGUGCUUCCCAGCGAUCUGGUCGUAUCGACUUUACCACAAUUGAUCAGGCACAUGCCGAGCGAAAGUUGUGUGGUACACACGUACGCAGCCUGCACUUUGGAGAAGAUCCUCAUGUUGAAAUCCAACAAUCAAACCAUAGUAACGGGAGCCCAGUUGGAGCCGUUGGCCUCAGAAUUGUUGACGAAUCUGUUCGCGGUACUCCAAAAACCGGUCUCCGAGGAGAACGAGUACAUCAUGAAGGCUCUGAUGAGGACGUUCGCGACCUUACAGGACCGUAUCAUACCCUAUUUGAACGUGGCCUUGCCCAAGAUGACGGAAAAGCUGCAGAUGGUCGCCAAGAAUCCAUCGAAGCCGCUCUUCAAUCAUUAUCUGUUUGAGUGCUUUUCGUUGGCUAUAAAGAUUAUUUGCAAGGUGAAUCCCACGGCGGUGACUUCGUUCGAGGACAUAUUGUUUCCGAUAUUUCAAGGAAUUUUGCAGCAAGAUAUACAAGAGUUUAUUCCGUACGUGUUCCAAAUUUUGUCGUUGUUGAUGGAACAUACGCCACAGGGUGCUCUAUCCGAUCCUUACAUGCAACUGUUGCCCUGUUUAUUGGCUCCGAUAUUGUGGGAACGUCCAGCGAAUAUCAGCCCGUUGGUGAGAUUGUUGGCCGCGUUCGCUACGCAGGCAGCCCCUCAAAUCGUGCUGCAGGACAAAGUGGGCGGAUUUUUGGGGGUGUUCCAGAAGUUGUUGGCCUCGAAAUCGAACGAUCACGAAGGUUUCCGGCUGAUGCAAAGCCUCAUCCAGAAUCUACCUACCGAAGCUCUCACGCCCUAUCACAAACAGAUAUUCUUCCUGUUGUUCCAACGGUUGUCGUCCAGUAAAACGACCAAAUACGUUAUUAAUUUGAUCGUGUUCUUUUGCUUGUAUAUGGUGAAGUAUUCGCCCAACGAUUUGGUGGCUUUGAUUGAUGAAAUCCAAGCUCAGAUGUUCGGUAUGGUUCUGGAGAAGCUUCUAAUCGCGGAAUUGCAGAAAAUCGCCGGCGAUGUCGAGAGGAAAAUCGUCGCUUGUGGCGUUACUAAAUUACUGUGCGAUUGCCCGGGAAUGUAUACGGGAUCUUACCAAAAAUAUUGGCCGCAAUUGUUGCAGGCGUUAUUGGCGUUCUUCGAGAUGCCCAGAGACGAGACGACGUUCCCCGAUGAUCAUUUCAUCGAAGUGGACGAUACGCCGGCCUAUCAAGCGACCAGCGCUAAAUUGAAUUUCGCCGAUGGUACCAAAAACGAUCCCCUGCAAGGUGUCAGCGAGCCACGGCAGUUUCUGGUUCAAAGUUUGGCCACUUUGGGCGCUUCGCAGCCCGGUCGCCUGCCGACCUACAUAAACAACAUGAAUGCCCAAUCGCAGACGAUACUGCAGGGCUAUUUGGCCAAGUUCGGAGUUCAAUUGGUGUAA